This is a messenger RNA of Plasmodium knowlesi strain H, 891 nucleotides long. RefSeq names its product 3-oxo-5-alpha-steroid 4-dehydrogenase, putative. The record is from RefSeq and is a predicted model, not a curated record. Gene Ontology annotation, biological process: very long-chain fatty acid biosynthetic process. Bases 1 to 891 code for a protein of 296 amino acids. Gene Ontology annotation, molecular function: oxidoreductase activity, acting on the CH-CH group of donors. NCBI's taxonomy places the organism in Eukaryota, Apicomplexa, Aconoidasida, Haemosporida, Plasmodiidae. The transcript has 10 exons.
AUGAAGGUAAUUUUGAAAAAGAGGAACGGGAAGUUUAUAGACUGCUUUGACAUAAGUCCGUCAACCACCAUUGAUCAGUUCAAGGAAAUAUACUACAAGAAGUAUCAUUAUUAUCCCGAGAGGCAGAAAUGGAAUUUAGACAGUGCGGCGGGGAAGACUCUAAAAAGUGGAACGUUCCACGAAAAUGGAAUAAAAGACAGUGAUAUUCUAAUAUUUAAGGAUCUCGGCGUCCAAAUAUCAUGGCGACUAGUUUACGUGAUAGAAUACCUGGGACCCAUUUUUAUUUUUCCUUUUUUUUACUUCUGUGACAAAUAUGUUUACCCUCAGGCGAACAAAAAUAAACACAUCAUUCAAAUCCUAUCCUUGUGGUUUCUGUUGUUCCACUUUUUAAAGCGAGAAUUCGAAUCUAUGUUUGUACAUCGAUUUAGCAAUGCCACAAUGCCUAUAAGGAGGGUUCCCAUAAAUUGCGGCCACUAUUGGGUAUUAUGUGGUGUAAAUAUUGGCUAUUAUCUAUUUCAUCCCCUUUACAAACCAUACAAUUUAGAAACAAAACCAGUCAUCGUCUAUUCUUUUUUUUGUGUUUUAUUAAUUCUGGAGUUUCUAAAUUUAAAAUGUCAUCUGAUAUUAAGAAAUUUAAGACCAAGAGGAACCAAAAGCAGAGGGAUACCCCACGGAUAUGGCUUUAAUUACAUUUCAUGCGCAAAUUAUUUUUAUGAAUCGUUGAUAUGGAUUAUAUUCGCCCUCAUAAUAAAUACAUUAACAGGUUACCUCUUCAGUAUAGUCGCCACAACGCAGAUGGCCAUUUGGGCACUAAAGAAGCACAACAAUUAUAAGAGAGAAUUCCCUAAUUAUCCCAAAAACAGAAAAGCCAUAUUCCCCUUCAUCUUGUGA